CAUGGGGUUUUGCUCUUCGGUUUUGUUUCUAUUUGAUCGGGAAGGGAGAGGGGGGGAAGCUAAUACCCAGCUUUGCUGAUUGAAGGCAGCUGACUCUGUGUUGGUUGGAAAGGGUCAUCCUAGAAUACGAAGGUGCAAACUUCUAAAAUUCAAAAUUAUUCACUCCUGUUGGUUUUUUUUUUUUUAAAAAUUUGCAUAGAAAUGCUAGUGCAUAAAUGGGAACAAAAGGCAGCUAAAACCUCGCUGAUGUGACAGGAUGGGUAGCAUGGGCUCACACUUGAUGCAGCGAGCACAGAAAAAUUUCACAAGUUCGUCACUGGUGUGUGGCUGGAGACAAGUUUGCUGCAUGGCUGGACUGACUUCAGUGUGAAGUUUGGAGGUGUUUCUGCUAUUAAAUAUUAAUUACAAAGACCCUGUUGAAGACAACAAUGAUGGUGGCUAGACAAGUGAACAAAAAUAAAUAAACUGCUGCACCCAUAAAGUUUUCAGUGGCUGUACCCACUGUUUAUUAAGGUAGAAAAUCUAACUUGGAGCCUCUUCUAGUGGAACAGAGAUGUGACUUAACUGUGCUGUCUUAAAUUGCUGUAGAAAUGUUGUUAGAAGCAAGAUGUUUGGUGCCAAAUGCUGCCCACUGUGGUAGUCAGGACACACUACCUGAGCCUGGCCAAACUGGACUAAUGACUACUGGAAAAAAAUCAGAACAGUAAUUACCCAAAGGCUGGGGAGAAAUAUGUGGAAAUUCCUGAAUUCUAGUGUCUGAAAUACUGUAAACACUGGGCUACUGCAUCUAUUGUUUGUUUCUACAGCAACCAAAACAAGUUAAGUUCUUUACAUAUGAAAACAAGUGAGAUCCAUGCCCUAAAGAACUUGCAAUCUAAAUACUAAUCCUAAUUGAGGGCCUCAUCUAACACCUAUCAAACUGGAUGUUUUUGACAACAUUGAGCUUUUUCCAUUGAUGGUAAUGCAGGUGGAACUGAUGCACUGGAGCGCCAAAGAAAAAAUCUCCACCUCUCUGAAGCAAAGGCGUAUGUAAGAAAACAUCCCUUUGGAAGCGUACAGUUUUUCAGCUAAAGAUGGUGCAAAGGAAAAAAUCUGCUCUGCAGGUGGUGUCCUUUAAAAGCUUCUGCAUUCUUUCACUCCUAGCAAAAUGGCUUUUAAAAACAGAUGACUUGUGAAUCUGUGCACAUAGCUGACAUUACAAGGAUAUUGUACAAAAGGCCACAUGCAUUCCAACAGACAUCUCUUGUGAAAGGGAGAUUCUAUGCUUUCAAAUGAAAAGAACAUCCUAAAAACACUGAUCCUUAAGCGGAACAAGUAUUAAAGGGACCGCAUCAGAAUGUUUAUUAGUGCCAGGAAAGUCAGAAAAUGCCAAUUUGUGCAGAUACUUGCCACUUGCUUUGUACUGUCUCUCAUGAUUUUCUGGACACCACUUGAUAAUCAUAUUGUGAGCCAUAUGAAGUCCUAUUCUUACAGAUACCUCAUAAAUAGCUACACCUUUGUGAAUGAUAGCCUGUCCCUUAGCAGGGAAAACCUGGACAGGGUAGCAAGAUACCGAUAUUUGAUCAACCACAAGGAAAAAUGUCAACAGCAAGAGGUCCUCCUUCUAUUGUUUGUAAAGACUUCUCCAGAAAACCGGCAUCGGCGAGAUGCAAUUCGACAAACCUGGGGUAAUGAAAAAUAUGUAUAUUCUCAUCUUCAUGCCAACAUUAAAACUGUUUUUGCUUUAGGACGACCAACAGAUCAUAUGCAGAGAGCACAGAUGCAAAGAAAACUUCUAAUGGAAGACCAGAAAUAUAAUGAUUUGAUCCAACAAGACUUCUUGGAUACUUUUCACAAUCUCACCCUUAAGUUACUUUUGCAGUUUGGAUGGGUGAAUGCAUACUGCCCACAUGCCAAGUUCAUUAUGUCCGCAGAUGAUGAUAUUUUUAUUCACAUGCCAAAUCUUGUUGCAUAUCUCCAAAGUCUAGUGGAAAUUGGCGCUCAAGAUAUCUGGAUUGGGCGUGUCCAUCGUGGAGCUCCUCCCGUGAGAGAUAAGACUAGCAAAUACUACGUUCCGUAUGAAAUGUACCAGUGGCCUUCUUAUCCUGACUACACAGCUGGAGCCGCAUAUGUAAUAUCAAGUGAUGUAGCAGCUAAAGUAUAUGAGGCAUCACAGACCCUUAAUACAAGUCUUUAUAUAGAUGAUGUUUUCAUGGGUCUCUGUGCCAAUAAAAUGGGAAUUGUACCACAAUAUCAUGUAUUCUUUUCUGGGGAAGGAAAGGCUCCAUAUCAUCCCUGCAUCUAUAACAAAAUGAUAACCUCUCAUGGACAUGUAGAAGACCUUCAUCACCUUUGGAAGCAGGCAACAGAUCCAAAAGUCAAAAGCUUUUCCUCUAGAUUUUUGGGUAGACUAUAUUGCAAAAUAAUUAACAUUAUGCUUCUUUGCAAACUACACUAUGAGGACACAUAUCCCUGUUCAGCUGCAUUUUCCUAAUACUUGAAUAUCUGCAUAGAGUUUCACUGAGCCAAAAUGGAGUGACAACUUUUUAAUGGUUUAUCCAAAAUAUACAUAAAGUAAACAUGAAAAGAGGUAAGAUUAAAAUGUGAAUAGCUUUUAGGUCCCAAAUUAUUCUGCUCAGGAACUUUAUCAGAAUAACUCUCUAUUGCUGUAUUAGUUUCCACAUACUGCACUCUGUAUUUUUUACACUCCUUUUCAAGGGAUUUAAAUCUUGAAUAGAUAUUGACUGACUUCAUUUUUUAGAUAUUGAAAAGCCUGUGAAAAGUAAUUGAACUUGGGAGUACAGAAUUUGUCAAUAACCCUUGUUAAUUGCAUUCUUCCAUUUGAAAACCAGUGUGUAAAUUAAGGCACAUCACUUCAAGGCAACAGCUUGCAGUUGAUGCACCACUUAAACAUCCAUAAAUAGCACUUUCCAAACAAAAGGAAAUGAUAGUUCUGGUACCAUGAGUAGAAGGGUAUGAUGGCAAUUUAAAGUCUGAGUAAACUAGUCAAAUGGUCACCAUUUCUGAAUACAAUUCAGCAAAGUGACUCUUUAAAAAUCAAAAUAAGCCACAACUGGUGCUAGAGGUGAAAGCUUGCUAAAACAUUUUGUUCUCUUGAGAUUACCUAAAUCCUGCACAACAUUUGGGUGGGGGAAAUGGCAUUCACGCUGUCCUUCUAACUGGUGCUUUCAGGUAAUACACAAGCUCUGUUUAGAACGGGAAGGUACAUUCAUAACUUCUGCCACACUGCUUCAACUACAGCAAUAUUUUGAAAAUGAAGUAACUUUUUUUUUUUAAUCUGAAAACACUUUCUGAAGUGGUAUUUUUAAACAUUCCAAUCAGUCAUUGGUAAACUAAGAGCACAUGUAUCGAGGAUGGCCUUCCAGCUGUAUCUUUCAAAAAUACACUUCUGUCUCCCUAGUUGUCUUCCCUCUUGAAAAUUAAAUUAAACUUCUCCCAUUAAAUAAUUCAAGGGAAGUCUGUCAUAAUAUAGUUAAUUCAGAUUAUUCAAAAAGUUGAAGCCAAAUUUAUCCAAACUUGAGCACUAACAGAGAAAGAUGUGAGGAGCUGAAAGUCAGGGUAGACUGCACAAAGAAGGGAUAAGGUGAAAAUAGUGACAGUAACAUGUAAAGAUGCAACAUUUAUUAAGAGAAUUACAAAGAAUCCACUAAAUUGUCCUCUCUUAAUCUAAUUGGUUUCAAGCCAAUCUUUGUCUUAUGGCAAUGGGAAGAAGUCAGUGUCAAAAUAGAAAAUCUGUAUCUUCAACCAAAUCUAUUUCAUAUGUUACUCUUGCCUCUUUAACAUGAGCAAAUAGCUUAACCUGCCGUUUUGCAAAGGCUAGAAGUAGGUGCUAUUAAGACCCGGACCACCACCACCACCGCUUGUAAUCUGAUAGUUCAUAACCAGGUCCAAAACUCUAAAGUCCAGUUCUGGGAGAAGGACUCCACACUCUGUUAUUAGUCUUGUUGUAACAAUGUUUCUGUGUACUUUGUGGACAGGUAUUUGUUAGUAACUCUAGUAGCCAAAGCCAUGGUAGCUGCUUGGAUACUGGUAGAUGUGGAUGCAAAUGGUGUUUGUCUCUUAUUUUGAGAGCUGUUUGACAUUGGUAUGAGUUCCAGUGUGAACAGGGUCAUAAAAUCACUUCAGAAUGCUUGAAUUCAAAUCUUCACCCAGUGGCAUAGCAGUAGAAAUGCAAAACAAAGGCUGGAAAUGACAAGGAGUCUGUCACUUUUAGUGGAGCUUUGUCAUGUUCUAGGAGGUGGGCUCUUCAACUCCAAGAGAGGUGCUAUUUGCUUUCUAAGAGAAUAUCCACAGUAGCCUUUUUCCCUAAAUUUCCCAGCACCGACACCACCACUGCUGUAGAUGACCAUGUGGUAGCACUAAAGUAGACCAGUCAUCGUAUUUAACUCUAACUUUGCUCAGAGCAGGUCUAGAUGAUCUGCUCAUUUUACAAUGCAGGCAGCUGCGUGUACCUUCUUGUUUAAGCUAGUGCUUCCUCUAUUGCAACCAUCUGUAGGGCUGCAUCAGUGGUAGUACGCAGGCAUCUUGGGGGGGAAAAAAGGCUAGUGUCAACAAGAUCCAGGAGAGAACUCUCAUCUGGUUAUUGGGGCAUGAUUGAUAUUUGCCUCUCUGCAAGCCACUCUUCCAGCUGGGAUAAGAGCUUGAUAUCUACUAGAAUGAGUAAUCAUACAGAUUAGGUGUUUCUCUGGAGUGAAGGUGUAAGGAAACCACUGGACUGAGCACAGUUGGAUCCAGGUGUUGACUACACAGAGAAACCUACGAAGCGAGACUUAGUCCAUUACCACAAUGCAAAAGUGAUGGCUGAAAAAUGAGAAAAUUAUCCCAUCCUGCUGGAUAAUGUUGUAUAAUUCUGCAGCUCUAAAAUGUUUACAGCAAAACAUAUCCAGUUAAUCCAUGCUCUUUAAUUAGAAAAGAGGUUGAUAUACACUACUCAAAACUAGCUUUGCUUAACCAGUGUUGAAUUUAUAAUGGCAAAAUAACUAAAAUAUUACAAGUUAUAGAUCUAAAUUCCUGAGAAAUCUAAAAAUACAUUGCACUGUGGAAAUACUUUUAUAACUGGCGGAAAUUUUUUUGAUUUGCACUAGCCACUUUGAAUUGAAAAUAACCUGUGGCAGAAAUGACAUAAUAGAAAUCCCAGCUAGUAUAAAAUAGUUAAAAUGCAGUAUGCUUUUAGAUGUAUACAAUUAAGGCCGUGAUCCCGCAAGCAAAUGUAGUGAUAACUUGACUCAUGUGAGUCAAGUUAAGCAUAUACUUACAUGUUUGUAGGAUUGGGGCAUAAGUUAGCAUCUAUAACUUGUAAUUUUAUUUAAAAACUUAAUUUGCCAUUGGGUGAAAAGAUCCAAUGUCCCUCUUGACCAUUGAAAUGCUUUUGUUUACAGGAGGUCUGUUUUGUUAGGAAUAUUCCUUAUCUUAAAAAGGACUUUGAUGUUUGUAAUUUGGCUUUUUAUUAUGAUUUUUUGCUGCAGUUUAAGAGAAAGGGUUUAUAAAUUUGAAGAAAAUAUGAUGGCACUCCUUUCAAAGAAUGGAGAAGCUAGAAAAUUUCUUAACCUUUUGGCUCUAAACAUUGACUUAAAAUUCGUACUCCUUCGUUUAGUUUUGUUUUUUUGUUUUGAGAGAGAGAGAGAGGCAUGUCGGUGCUCCAAUGCAGGGCUUUCAUGUUUUAUUUUCACAAUUAAAACAUGCAACAGCCUGAAUGGUCACUUCUCAAUUAGCAUUUUUGACAUUGUUGCACAAAAUGUUUAAUGCUGAAAUUGUUUUUACCUGUUUGUUGGUUUGCAUCAAGUUUCCUUUGAUAUUACUAAUUUUUAUACAAAGAAUUAAAUAUUUAUUCUUGAAACCUUUUGCUCUAUCACAAAAGACAAUUGUUUUGUAAAACUUUUCUGUUUUGAAUAAACAGGGUUUGUGUAUAUAUAGAUAUUUUUUUAAACUGGUAAACCUUUUUGCCUUUCAGAAUUUCACUACUUGUACCUGACAUCAACCGCUUUGGUGCUUAACAUUGAAUUCUGAAUACACUGUUUAGUCCCUUCUUCAGAGAAGACUUGAAUCCCACAUUACAAGUGCCUGUAAUUUUCAAAGGUUGGUUGUUGACCACACUAACUUGAGAGGUGAACAGAAGUCAACUGAAAAUUCCCCAACCAUCUUUUGCCCACAGCCCAGCAUAAGCCAGUUGUUUAAAGGUCACACUAAAGGAGACGUCAAACAAUAAUCCCUGACACUGAGGCAGAACACCUACAAACCAAGGUACAGAGAGCUUAUACAGAGCCAUUGGCAAGUCAGCAAGCCAGCCAGCAGGAGUUUUGCCAGACGCUUCAGUGGGAACCAAGAUUUGUCCCUAUGUAUUUAAUGUAACCUGAAGGAUAAACUGAAAUGCAAGGAAACACGUUCUAUGCACUGUUCUACCCACUCUCAGAAGGAAUACUGGAUAUAUUUCCCAUAGGCACAUUUUGACUCUAUGUUAUGGCUCGCUCUCUCAGAACACAAUCCCUCAACAGCAGAAAAACCUAGGCAUAACUGGGAUUUCACAGCAUUGCUAGUUUCCAGGGCCAUCCCAGACAACGCUGCUUCACCCCAGUUGGGACAAGCUGAAGUGGCUGCAUGAUGUUUAGUGCUUCACUUCCACUGCAGCAUGGUGUGCAUUACAAGCUGCUGCACAGUGACUGUCAGCUCCAUGACACUAAACAGAGCCCUUUGGGGGGAUCAGGGAGGACAUAUCCAUCUUGACUGAAGCUGUGGAUGAGGCGCAUUGCAGAUUCUUCCAUACCCCUUGUGAUGCUGUAUAGAAGGGAAGGUGACCAUCUAUACUAAUAUGGUCACCGCUGUUGCAAAAUUGUGGUAAAUCUUAGACAAAGUAUGCCUUGUUAUGUAUCAUUGGAAAAGUUGUAAUCUGCUAAGUAUUAUCAUCCUGUUUAGAUGUGUGUAUCAUCAUUGUACGUGACGUUAUGAAACUUUGCUGCGUGUUUGUAACUCAAACUUGUGGUGAGACUGGGAAACACCCCCAGGUUAGCCCUUCAGGAAUAACAAAAGGAGCUGUGAACGGGAGCCUCUGCCUGUCAUUUCAGAGACAGCGUAAGCAGUACAUAGCACGCAAAAGGUGCAAACAAAAUUUGCAAUUCAUAUGAAGAACUGGUGGCCCAGCAUGUACAUCAUGAAGUUGCUUAACUCCAUAAUGCAGCCAGUAUUUUUCCAGGAGAGGGGUCAAGAUAUAAAAGACAAGAACAAAAGUUGCCCCCCUACAUCUUUCCCCCCACAUCUCUGGACUGAUGAACUUUGACAAAAUUUUGAACAAAGGAUUGAGGUCCCCAAUACUAUUCUGGCAAAUCCAGAGAUAUAAAAAUCUACCAGAUAUAACAUCCCUGUUAGCAUUUUGGAUUUACAACCUUUAAUUCACCUGUAAUGUAACUUACCAGCUUUAAACCUCUGCAUAACUCUCAUUUCUUUUCUUAGCUAAUAAACUUGAGUUAGUUACUGAAGUAAUUGGCUGGCAGCGUUGUCUUUGGUGAGAUCCUGAGCAUCUGAUGACCUGGGCUGAGUGAUCGAUCCUUUGGGAUUGGAAGAACCUAAUGUGUGGUGAUUUUGGGUUUUAAUAAUCUUUCACCACAGAAGUCUAGUUUAUCUGGGUGAUAAUAUAGGCUGGAAGGCCUAAGGGGA
This is a messenger RNA of Malaclemys terrapin pileata, 7647 nucleotides long. It is a transcript of the gene B3GNT5, whose product is annotated as UDP-GlcNAc:betaGal beta-1,3-N-acetylglucosaminyltransferase 5. NCBI's taxonomy places the organism in Eukaryota, Metazoa, Chordata, Testudines, Emydidae. Gene Ontology annotation, cellular component: membrane. The coding region runs from base 1337 to 2473 and encodes 378 amino acids. The record is from RefSeq and is a predicted model, not a curated record. Gene Ontology annotation, biological process: brain development. The transcript has 4 exons.